Messenger RNA from Talaromyces atroroseus, 513 nucleotides. RefSeq lists its product as hypothetical. The transcript is spliced from 3 exons. Lineage: Eukaryota; Fungi; Ascomycota; Eurotiomycetes; Eurotiales; Trichocomaceae. The coding region runs from base 1 to 513 and encodes 170 amino acids. The record is from RefSeq and is a predicted model, not a curated record.
AUGGCUGACGUUCGUGCAGGUGUCAAUGGAGGUCGCGAGGCCCCAGCUGCUGCUGCUGGCGCUGGAGGCGGCCGUCGUAACGGCGAUGAGAAGGGAGGCGGCCGCAAGCCCCCUCGAAAGAACGCUUCGCGAGUGGAAAAGAGCACAGUGUUAAUGAGUUCAGCACACGAAGACGUGCUAUCCCUGUCGACAGCCGGGACAUAUCGCCAAGGACUGUCCAACAUAUCGGGCCCUGAAUAUGGCAUUUCAGAUGGCGGUCACCCAUGUUUACGGACAUGCUUGGUGCAGCGGCGCCAAUUCCAGGCGGAGCUCGAUCAGCGCAACGCCAACCGGAGAGAGGCGCGCCAGAUAGAGGACGGGCUGCGAAACAUGCAGCCAGAAGGCCCUGCUGAGAACGGAGCACAGCAGGAGCAGCAACAGCAACAGCAACAGCAACAGCCGCAAGGCCAGUUGGGUGCGCCAGAAGGUGGUGUGGUGAACGGGGCAGACGAGGUGAUAGAGGACCCUAGAUAG